AUGGAACCAACAAAUGAAUCGGAGCUAAUCACGCGAUAUCUUCUUCCUGCCUUUCAAGCAUUAUUUGAUGACGACAAAAGAAAAACGCUAAUACGCUGGACUGCCACCCAAUCCGUAGACACCAAGCAGUCAUCGUCAUCAUCAAGCAGCCGGCCUGACUGCAUUAUAUCCGUCUUGAAGAAUAGCUAUCCAUACAAGAAUGUUGGAUUCGGCGAGGUGAAGUCGCCUUUUGAAUCGGGCAAUCACCAUGCUGUCAACAAAGACUUGUAUCGAUUGGGCCUAUUCUGCAAGACAGCUAUCAAUGAUGCGGGCUUGAGAGCUUGUUUGGCCUUGCAUGCGGUUGGUUUAAAGCCGCAUACUUUUUACUUUGGCACUGCAAGCGAAUGGCUUCUACACACUGAUGACAGAGGUUUGCCGUCUCAGUAUGCCUCCUUCUGUUGA
Messenger RNA from Lichtheimia ornata, 441 nucleotides. RefSeq lists its product as uncharacterized. The coding region runs from base 1 to 441 and encodes 146 amino acids. NCBI's taxonomy places the organism in Eukaryota, Fungi, Mucoromycota, Mucoromycetes, Mucorales, Lichtheimiaceae. The transcript has 3 exons. The record is from RefSeq and is a predicted model, not a curated record.